Molecule: messenger RNA, 1612 nt
Organism: Dendronephthya gigantea
Lineage: Eukaryota; Metazoa; Cnidaria; Anthozoa; Malacalcyonacea; Nephtheidae
Product: cytochrome P450 10-like
Exons: 2
Coding region: 95-1612 (505 amino acids)
Molecular function (GO): oxidoreductase activity, acting on paired donors, with incorporation or reduction of molecular oxygen; monooxygenase activity; iron ion binding
Source: RefSeq, a predicted model, not a curated record
UUGACCCAGAUCUCUGUUUAUAUAUACACAUCGCGGUAAAGAAUUCGUUUGAAACGUCAACUAUUUGGUGGAAUAACUCGGCAGCUUAUAAACAAUGGUGUUUCUAGCGCGUUCUUACCAAGCACGUCUCUUCUUUAACUUACCGUGGUCUUUGAAAGCGAUGGCGCGUACUUCGACCACCCUUGUAGCAUCACACAAAGAAGUGUUGCCAUUCUCGGCCAUUCCUGGCCCAAAAGGAACCAUUCGAAAUCUGUUGGACUACGGGAUGUCCAGAGGGACGUUCUUUGAAGUCUUGGAAAAGCGCUUUGAUAAAUACGGCCCGAUUUACAGCGAAAAACUGCUGGACAGUCGUAUAGUGAGCAUUUCCAAUGUCGACGCCACGACGAACGUCUUGCGCACAGAAAAGAACUUUCAGAUGCGACCCGGCUUCGAGGCAGUUGCAGAGAUGUUGACGGAGACAGGCUUUGGUUUUGGGCUCGCCUCAAACGACUAUGAAAUAUGGUAUCCUGAUAGAUCACUGCUCUCGCCGAAGAUGAUGCGUCCAAAAGACGUGAGUGAGAGAUAUUCCUUGUUGAGUGCCCUAGCGAACGAGUUCACAGAGCGAGCGGCACGUCGUAUUGGACCAGAUGGAGUGGUGGACAACAUAGAAGAAGAACUGACCUUUUGGGCCGUAGAGUCGUUUGCCGCGUUCUUGUUCAAUCACCGUCUUGGUUUCUACGACGAACCCCCGGAUCCUGAAGCAGUCGUAUUCGUGAAUUCAGCUCGUAUUAUGCUUGAUAUGAUCGGAAAGAUGAUGCACGGUGCUCCUUUUUAUAAGUACUUCAAGACCUCUACCUAUUCCGCGUUGAAGAGAAGCAUAAUUGACGUAAACUCCAGUGGUUUGAACAUUUUAAAUAGAGUUUUAGCAACAAAGCAGGAGACAGUCAGUGGUCACAAACAAUCUUUGUUUGAAUUUCUCUCUGCCAACGAUAAAUCACCAGAAAGAAUGGCGUCGAUGCUUGUUGGUUUGAUGUCGGCCGGCAUCGAUGCCACCAGAACAACAUGCCUGUGGUUGUUUUACGAACUUGCUCGGAAUUCGGACAUCCAAGAGAGACUCUACAGCGAACUUUUGUCUUCAAUUGGCCCUGAUGGGGAGGUAUCAGCCAGCACGAUUCCUUCAUAUCUCAAAACCGCCGUGAAGGAGUCGCAACGCCUUUACCCGGCCGGAGGAUAUGUGGUUCUUCGUGAAUUUCAUAACGAUAUUGAUGUUCUCGGAUACAAUAUUCCAGCAGGUGUGAAGAUUUAUUCUUACGAAUUUCUGCAUUCAAUCGAUGAGCGUUACUAUGGAGCGGACGCGAAACAGUUUGUACCUGAGCGAUGGAUGCGUGAUGAUGCAGGAAAGAAAAGGGAGUUCAACCCGUUCACGAUGUUGCCAUUCGGCUUUGGUGUAAGAAUGUGCAUAGGUCGGCGAAUGGCCGAGGCAUUGAUCUAUACGGUAACAAGCAAGCUGCUGCUUCGCUACCGUUUAGAGUACGCCGGAGAAUGCGAGCUAAAACGAAGUCUAGUGGGAGCGUUCAUGAGUCCAGAUCAGCCUGUUUUGCUUAAGCUCAUUCCUCGCGAAAAAGAGAUUUAA